GGCAUUGAUGAUCAGUGCCCUGAUGUUCAGUGCAGCCCUAUCAAUGCCACCUGUCAGUGCCCAUCAAUGCCACAUACCAGUGCCCAUCAGUGCACAUCAAUUGCACAUAUCAGUUGCCAACUAUCAGUGCCAGUCAGUAAUGCCUAUCAGUGCCAGUCAGUGAUGCCUAUCAGUGUUGCCAAUCAUUGCCACCUAUCAGUGCCAGUCAGUGCCGGCUAUCAGUGCCCGUCAAUGCUGCCUAACAGUCCAAUCAAUGCCACCUAACAGUUCCAAUCAGUGCCGCCUAUCAGUGCCAUCAGUGCCAGUCAAUGCCACCUAUCAGUGCC
Staurois parvus is the source of this 326-nucleotide messenger RNA. The record is from the annotation of a GenBank genome assembly. NCBI's taxonomy places the organism in Eukaryota, Metazoa, Chordata, Amphibia, Anura, Ranidae.